Molecule: messenger RNA, 651 nt
Organism: Molossus molossus (Pallas's mastiff bat)
Lineage: Eukaryota; Metazoa; Chordata; Mammalia; Chiroptera; Molossidae
Product: somatotropin
Exons: 5
Coding region: 1-651 (216 amino acids)
Biological process (GO): positive regulation of tyrosine phosphorylation of STAT protein; animal organ development; positive regulation of growth
Cellular component (GO): extracellular region
Molecular function (GO): growth hormone receptor binding; hormone activity
Source: RefSeq, a predicted model, not a curated record
AUGGCUGCAGGCCCUCGGACCUCCGUGCUCCUGGCUUUUGUCCUGCUCUGCCUGCCCUGGCCCCAGGAGGCGGGCGCCUUCCCCACCAUGUCCUUGUCCAGCCUAUUUGCCAACGCUGUGCUCCGGGCCCAGCACCUGCACCAACUGGCUGCUGACACCUACAAAGAGUUUGAGCGCACAUACAUCCCGGAGGGACAGAGAUAUUCAAUCCAGAAUGCCCAGGCUGCUUUCUGCUUCUCAGAGACCAUCCCAGCCCCUACGGGCAAGGAGGAGGCCCGGCAGAAAUCCGACAUGGAGCUGCUCCGCUUCUCGCUGCUGCUCAUCCAGUCCUGGCUGGGGCCCAUGCAGUUCCUCAGCAGGGCCUUCACCAGCGGCCUGCUGUUAGGCAUCUCCAACGGCAUCUAUGAGAAGCUGAAGGAUCUGGAAGAAGGCAUCCAAGCCCUGAUGCGGGACCUGGAAGAUGGCAGCCCCCGGGCUGGGCUGAUCCUCAGGCAAACCUAUGACAGGUUCGACACAAACCUGCGUAGUGACGAUACAGUCCUCAAGAACUACGGGCUGCUCUCCUGCUUCAGGAAGGACUUGCACAAGGUUGAGACAUACCUGCGGUUCACAAAGUGUCGCCGCUUCAUGGAAAGCAGCUGUGCCUUCUAG